Polypterus senegalus (gray bichir) is the source of this 3898-nucleotide messenger RNA. RefSeq names its product thioredoxin-related transmembrane protein 1-like. NCBI's taxonomy places the organism in Eukaryota, Metazoa, Chordata, Cladistia, Polypteriformes, Polypteridae. The record is from RefSeq and is a predicted model, not a curated record. The transcript has 8 exons. Bases 141 to 1232 code for a protein of 363 amino acids.
UAAAGCUUGCGGGGCCUAGUGACUCUUUACAUACUGCAGCUAAAUUACUUCACAAAAAGACAACAUGUAGCAAAAGGUUUACUGUAAAAACACCUUAUAGCGAGUAGCUGGAAGUGAAGCGACUACUGACGAACUGAUCCAUGGGAUUGCUGCAACAGCGACCUUCCGUAACCGAAAGGAGCGAUGGGAAGACGGAAGCGAGCGCUGUUAACAGCGGGCUGCAGCGUGAGCAGAUGAAGAGACGGAAACGAGUCAUGUUACCUGAAAUGAUGUGUGGUCAACGGAGUUCUAUGCCGCUUCUGCUGAUCUUCACUGUUCUCUUAAGCUGGCCGUUACUGGUAGAAGUGAAGGAGCAUCACAUACGGGUCAUUAGUGACAAUAACUGGAAAGACAUCUUGGAAGGGGAGUGGAUGAUUGAAUUCUAUGCUCCAUGGUGCCCUGCUUGCCAGCAGCUUCAGAAAGAAUGGGCUGACUUUGCAGAAUGGGGGGAGGAUUUGGAUGUGAAUAUUGCCAAAGUGGAUGUUACCGAGCAACCAGGUCUCAGUGGCCGAUUUGUUAUCACCGCUCUUCCAACUAUUUAUCAUUGUAAGGAUGGUGCCUUUAGGAAGUACCAAGGUAGCAGAACCAAGAAUGACUUCAUAAAUUUUAUUGACGAAAAGAAAUGGCAGGAGAUUAAGCCAGUGUCUUCAUGGUUUGGACCUUCCUCUUUAGCGAUGAAUGUUAUGUCUGGACUUUUCAAGCUCUCCAUGUUUAUUAGGCACUGUCACAAUUACCUGACUGAAGAUGUUGGCAUACCUGUUUGGGGCUCCUAUGCCAUUUUUGCUCUUGUUACCCUCUUCUCAGGACUUACACUGGGACUGAUCUUGGUUUUUGUAGCUGACUGUGUCUUCCCAACACAUCGAUAUUCUGUACCAGCGUAUCAACAAAAGAGACACGCUCAAGAGCAGGCCCGUCUAAGGAACAGACUGGAGGCUGAACAGGAAGCAGAUGUUGAAGAUGACGAGGAAGAUGAGGAUGAUUAUAAAGAUCGAAGAGAAAUUUUAAAGAACAGUGACAGAGAGGAAGAAAGUGACGAUAAAGAAAUGGACUGGAUUAAGGACAGAAGCGAAACAGAAUCAAUAGAGGACAUCGACUCAAAGGCAGAAAGGUCACCUAAAGUUGUUCGAAGGAGGACUGCAGCUCACUCAGGAGAGCAAGAGGAGGAGUUACCUGCUGAGGAGGAGGGCAGCUAGGUCUCCUCAAGAAUGUAGAUGCAUCUUUGCCUGAAACAAACACAUCCAGCCAUCUGUUGGGUUUCUUUUAGCUUCCUUUUUGCACUGAUGUUCUUUGGUUAAAGCAACCGUUUUAAUUCUUUUGUCAAUAUCCAGUGAAAAGGGGAAAAAAGUUUCUGUUAGGCGCAGUAAAGCAAGACAGAUUCUUUGCUGGUUUUUAUUUAAAAUCAUCAUCAUUUUUUUUUCUUAAUAUCCCCUGCCCCUUGCCUUUAUCAGCUUCAAAUGAAGAGAUUAAACAUUCAAGCGCUUUAUAGUAUUUAGAAGACUUCAGAACUAGUUGUCGUCUUCACUGUUGUCGAGGAGACAUUUGCUUUUUGUUUAUGUAAACUGCUUGAUCUCAUCAGUGCCAACCAAGCUUAUACUUCCCAUGAUGUUCCUGUUCCUGCAGAAAACCUGAUAAUGAUGCUAGUUUCUAGCCUUUCUUUUAUAAUGAAGGCUUUGGCUAUAUAGUUUUGAAUUGAGGUAAGCACCUGAUCAGACACCUUUUUGACACUCCAGAGUUUUUUCAUUACUCUUACUGAAUGUUGGUUGAAAAGCAGUGUUUUUCUGUUGUUUGACAGCUAAAAGAGAAUAGAGGAAAUUCAAUCAUAAUCAUCUCCUACUGAGGCCUCGCCCACAGGCACUCGGGUGUAGUGUGUGCGUAUGCAUAGUGCUCGAGGACCAUUUCUCAUGUUAAAGCUUUUAGGAAAUUCCUUUGAAUGGAACCCUUGAAAGUGGUCUUGUAAGCUUAAUACUCGGCUGGCUUCUGACUGUCACCGAUCUUUCCCCCAACCCCCAUUAACACAUAAUUUGUUAUGUCUGUAGUAAGACAGUGCUUUGCUGUUCAUUUCUCGCUCUGCUCAUAUUUCUUUGUUUGUUGUUUGUAUUGCUGUACAUCACUAGUACAGUUCAUCAGUAGCAGAGAAGCUGAAUUUAAAUGAAAGUUCACAUCCAGUGUACAGUAGCUGUGAAUUAUUUUUUAUAACAAGGUUACAUGCAUCUUCACAUCUUUCUAAUGUUAUUUUUUCUGUCAAUGUUACUGUUUUUUGACCUAUAGGUAGCACAUUAGGAAGAAUGCAGGUUGUAUAUAGAACGUCAUUCCAUGAAUAAUAUAUGUGCCUCAUCUUCAACUAGCAUGGCCCAGAUUUUCUGAGGAUUUUCUGGAUUGUCCCAGUUUCAGGUUGACUAGAUUGGUAGUUCUUCUAGAAACUGUUCUGCAAAGUUGAAUGUAUCUACAUAAUUCAGUGUGUUAACUGUUUGCAGUAAAUAGAAUGUUCUUAAAACUAGAAAAGCUUUUGGAAAUGUUCAGGCAGUAAUUCAUGAUAGUGUUUCUGUUGCACAAACCCCUACAAUGAAGAGCAGAGAUUUCAUGGAGGUUCUUUCAUAAUUUUCACACUGUUCAGAAUGCCUGCUCAAGCUUGCAUAUUCAGUAUGUCCAAGUUGUCUUUUACCUUUAGCUCUGGAGAUUUUGAGGUAUCAGAAUAUCUGCUUUUAAGAUGUUGACUGGAGAAUCGGCAGUUGUGCCUCUGUCUGCAAGCUUUCCAAUUGCUGGACCCUGCAGCAUGGGCAUGCCAAAUAAAAUACACAAGGGAUCCGUGACCAUGCGUAACAUGCUUGGCUUUUAAAAUAUUUUUGGCAAGUUGUCAAGGUGGUCGCCUGCCCACUGAGCAGUCAAGGGAGCUCAUUCAAAAGAAAUUAGUUCUGAGAGCCAGGAAGCUGACAGAAUUACUUUGAAGAGGAAAUGCAUGCCCUUUUAUUUAAGUAGAAAGGCCACAAGCAUUGCCUUGUAAUUCCACGUGUUAAACUCUGUUGAGAGCAGAUAGAGUAAAGAUGCAUUUGAUGCACCUGUCAAUGGCUCCAUGCUGUUGGCUUCACAUUUACAAAAUGACACUCCAUGAAGCUCAGCAGUCAAUUCUCACCCAACACAAACAGUAUAUAACUAUAGAACGCCAUCUAAAGUGGUUCUUUAUAUAGGAUGCAGCUGCAAAGAGGAUAUAAAAAGUUAAACACAGGCCUGGCCUGUUUAUUUUAGACAGUCAUAUUAAUGAGUUCUUGCCAAGUUCUGAUGAUACUUUAUUUUGCCUUUUUAUUCCUGUUUUUUUUCACCAUAAACCAAAAGCCCAGAUGGCAUUUCUUAGGCACACGCUAUAUAGUGUAUGUUUGGGAUUAAGUAUUCCAUCCCACAGCAUAUGGUAGUUCAUUUGCAGCUUCAUCACUGAGCAUUUAGUGGAUUGCUCUGCCCUAAUGCUGGCUGCUGAUUGAUGUCCCUGGUGCUUCUGUUUUAGCUCUUGGUGGUGUUGGACAGUAAUUUGGAGGAUUUCAUUUGAAAACACAUAACAGUACCUUGUUUUUGGCCUUAUUUAUAUUGAACACUUUGAUGUUUACACAUGUAUUUAUGUAACAAGUCUACCCUGCAGGGCUUUUAGCAUCCUUCCAUUGUUAGAAUAACUGAUCAGUGUUUCUUCUUGGUAGUCCUGUAUGGAGAUCUUACCUCUUUAAUAGGAACAGUGUUAACAUGCAUUGCAUUUUCCAGAAAUAAUAUACAUAACGUUUUGUUUUAAUCUUGUUUUAUUAUCCGAGCGGGCAAUGCACUUUGGAUGAAGCUUUUUGUAAAACUACCAAUAAAUAAGUUGCUGAUUUCAGAAAGA